AUGGAUCACCUGUUGCUGCUGCUGCUGCUGUGGAGCUCAGGAAUCAGUGAGAGAAAUCAGAGUUCAGCAGAGCCUGAUGAAGUCAGGUUGGUGGGAAAAGCCAGUCACUGUGGAGGUACACUGGAGAUGAAGCACGUGAGAAAAUGGAGACCAGUAGACUUCUAUAACUGGACCCUGAAGAAAGCAGCUGUGGUCUGUGAACAUCUGGACUGUGGCUCUGCUGUUUCUGUACAAGAGAGAAAGUCCCCACGGAGAUUCGUAUGGUCGAUCAGACCUGACUGCUUUCAGUCCGGAUCUAAGUUGGGGGACUGUUUACGACUGUUACCCUCUACCACCAUCCUCAAUCUCACCUGUUUAGACUCUGUCAGGCUGCUGAACGGUUCCAGUCUGUGUUCAGGGGGACUGCAGGUGAAGUCUAGCCAGAGAUGGUCCUCAGUGUGUGAAGCUGACUUUGACCUGCAGGAUGCAGAGGUGGUCUGCAGGGAGCUUGGCUGUGGGCCUCCUUCGCUCCUCCAGGGGGCGCUCUAUGGGGAAGCGGAGGCUCCAGUGUGGAGCAGAGAGUUCCAGUGUGGAGGCCAUGAGUCUGCUCUCCUGGACUGUCGAAGCUCAGGCUCAGCUAGAAGCAGCUGCUCACCUGGCAAAGCUGCUGGACUCACCUGCUCAGGUAGAAGAGGAGCUGCAGCUUGGGCUCAAACUCACUUUGUUCUCUCACUGAUGACUCUCUGCUUUCUGUCAGAGCCUGUCAGGUUGGUGGGAGGAGCCAGUCGCUGUGCAGGUACACUGGAGGUGAAACACCUGGGAGAAUGGAGACCAGUGGAUGACAAUGGUUGGACCAUGAAACCAGCAGCUGUUGUCUGUGAACAUCUGGACUGUGGCUCUGCUGUUUCUGUUGGAAAAAAAAUGUCCACAUACAGAUUUGUGUUGAAGAUCAAUCCUGAUUGUUUCAAGCUGAGAUCUUCCCUAAGGGAAUGUGUAGAACCAUCUUACUCUUCCUCUGUGCUCAGUGUCACCUGUUCAGACCUGCUGGCUCAGCCAAGCAUUAUUGUCCCCGCCUCCAUGGACGGGGUCUCUGAGGCACAGCAGCAGGGGCUUCGGGUGUCCAGGGGCUCCAGCUUGACCAUCAGCUGCUCCAUCCAGCCACAGUUCCCAGGAGGCUCCUUCCAGCUCACCUUCACUUCCUCCAACACAGCAUACAACUACACCCAGCCAGCUGUCAAUCACUCUGCCCACUUCCUGUUUCCUGUCACAGAGCCCGCCCACCAAGGAAACUACAGCUGCUUUUAUCGUGUUUAUGUUUUUUCUCACAACUUCUCCUCUGAGAGCCGCCAGCUGUCUGUGACUGUCUCAGGUCAUCCAGAUCCCACAGGCUUCAUCAUCAGAGCGCUCGUCCUGCCACUGAUCCUGCUGUUGGAGAACGUUGUCCUGUAUUUCUACUGUAAGGCCAGCAGGGGGCAGAGGCUGGGCAGACCGGAGAACAACAAGCUGGUUAACUUUGGUGUUGGUGCAGCUGAAGAAGGGCCGGCUGAAGAGGAAGGAGCUCAUCUCAUAUCCAGAUGAAGUUCUCAGCUCAUCCAUCACCUCAGUCACAGAUUUUACUUUCUUUCUACCAAAGAUUCUGUUAAUCAGUCAGGCUGGAAUGAUUCUGUUGUUUUCUUACUGCCAGCAUGAAAAGACCAAAACCAUCAAAGUGUUUCAGGUUUUUAAUCACAUUUUUACACAGAAACUGGCCCCUAAUGUACCUGCUGUUCAACACUGACUGCAGGGAAGUGUAACCAGAGAUGGUCCUCAGUGCGUGAAGCUUGACCUGCAGGAUGCAGAGGUGGUCUGCAGGGAGCUUGGCUGUGGGCCUCCUUCGCUCCUCCAGGGGGCGCUCUAUGGAGAAGCGGAGGCUCCAGUGUGGAGCAGAGUCUGCUCUCCUGGCAGAACUUUAUAUAAAUAAAGGAUAUUUGUUCUGCCUUUUAUAUGUUACGCUGGAUAAUACAGUUUAGUAAUCUGCCCUAGAGCCCCCUCUAGUGGCUGAUUUGUAAUAUUAUUUUGAUUACUUUGGAAAAAGAAAAAUAGAGGAAGUGGAAAAUCCAAGAUGGCUGAACGUAAUGCUGAAGCAUUAUCGUUCCAAGCUGAAAAUGUUGCUUUGGACGAGAUUUGUCCGUAAGUAUGAGUGAUGAUUAAAUAAUAAUUGUCUCUUGUUGUGUUUAAAACUUUGUUUAAUUGAGUAUGAAAGUUUUAUCUUGUUAGCUUGCAGUAAGCUUGUAACAAGCUAGUUUGCAAUGUUAGUUAGCUAAUACAAUAUUUUGUAUGUUUUCAGUUUUACAAUGGUCAAAGAGAAGGUCAGAGGCCAUCAUUCAAUAAAUCAGCACAAAAAAGGAAAAUGAGUCUGAUUACUGGAGCAUUGUUAGCUCGCUGGUGAAAACCAGGAACCUGAGGGCGAGGACAGCACACCAUUAACUUUCAAUAGUGCCUUUUCUCAUUGAUUUUCUAGUUGAUUGAUUUGAUCCUCGUCAGCAGCCGUGUUACAGAGAAGGUAAAAGAAACAAGCU
Haplochromis burtoni (Burton's mouthbrooder) is the source of this 2537-nucleotide messenger RNA. RefSeq names its product scavenger receptor cysteine-rich type 1 protein M130. Lineage: Eukaryota; Metazoa; Chordata; Actinopteri; Cichliformes; Cichlidae. The record is from RefSeq and is a predicted model, not a curated record. Gene Ontology annotation, cellular component: membrane. The coding region runs from base 1 to 1557 and encodes 518 amino acids. The transcript is spliced from 8 exons.